Messenger RNA from Cajanus cajan (pigeon pea), 919 nucleotides. RefSeq names its product HSP20-like chaperones superfamily protein. Gene Ontology annotation, cellular component: cytoplasm. The record is from RefSeq and is a predicted model, not a curated record. Gene Ontology annotation, biological process: protein folding. NCBI's taxonomy places the organism in Eukaryota, Viridiplantae, Streptophyta, Magnoliopsida, Fabales, Fabaceae.
AAUCUAACGGUACGCAAAAGUCUCGCACCGUGGGUCAUAUGACCGUGUUACCCAAGCUAGCCACCGUCGAAGAAACAGAAACACAGAAGAGAAGAAGAAGAAGAAGAAGAAGAAGAAGAAGGUGAGUGCAGAAAACACUAUAACCAAUAAUGGCGGAAAAAUUAGCCCCCGAAAAGCGUCACAGCUUCGUCCACAACGGUCAAAAGGUGUUCGAGUGGGAUCAAACCCUUGACGAGGUCAAUAUUUACAUAACCCUUCCUCCCAACGUCCAUUCCAAGCAAUUCUACUGCAAGAUUCAGUCUAAGCACCUCGAACUUGGCAUCAAAGGCAAUCCUCCGUAUCUCAACCAUGAUCUUACUAGCCCGGUGAAGACAGAUUCUUCCUUUUGGACCCUAGAGGAUGACAUAAUGCACAUAACACUGCAGAAGAGAGAUAAAGGUCAGACAUGGGCUUCUCCCAUAUUAGGUGAGGGUCAGUUGGACGCUUAUUCUACUGAUCUUGAGCAGAAGCGACUCAUGCUUCAGAGAUUUCAAGAGGAGAACCCAGGUUUUGAUUUUUCACAAGCUCAAUUUACUGGAAACUGUCCAGAUCCAAGGACCUUCAUGGGUGGAAUCCGAUCAGAUUGAUGAUCUUAGGUGCCGUAAUUUGUGUUUGCCUGCUAUAAGAUGAGGAUCAUAUGGUAAUAAUCUGUGGUAUUUGUCUCCUCCUUGUUAGAUGUCAUUUAGUUAAGGCAGUCUUAAUGCAUUUCUUCUAAUGAUUGUCUGACUGUAUUGACAUCGUGUGGUAUUUGAUAAUCUCUUUGGUGCCCCCUUUUGGCAUUUAAUAUGUAUAUAAAACAAGGAGCAUUUUAGCAAGACGUGGACAAUAAUAACUUGAGGUCUGUUGUGUACUAUUUUAAAGUCUUCUAUGGAUCACCAUA